Stylophora pistillata is the source of this 3547-nucleotide messenger RNA. RefSeq names its product dihydropyrimidine dehydrogenase [NADP(+)]. NCBI's taxonomy places the organism in Eukaryota, Metazoa, Cnidaria, Anthozoa, Scleractinia, Pocilloporidae. Gene Ontology annotation, cellular component: cytoplasm; cytosol. Gene Ontology annotation, biological process: thymine catabolic process; uracil catabolic process; 'de novo' pyrimidine nucleobase biosynthetic process. The record is from RefSeq and is a predicted model, not a curated record. Gene Ontology annotation, molecular function: dihydropyrimidine dehydrogenase (NADP+) activity; NADP binding; uracil binding.
GCCAUGGUAAAGGUACUAUGUUGUGUAACGCAGCAUUGAAAGGGAAACUUAUUUCAUGAGCAAUAAUAUGGCGCUAUCGAAACACUCCUCUGAUAUUGAGAACCUACUUGCCCUUAACCCUAGGAUAAAGCCACAUGCAAGUUUGGUUUCCACACUGACAACAAAGUCCAACAGAAAAUACUGGAAGAGGAAUCUGGAAAAGGGCUGUUCUAGUUGUGAAAGUCUUGUUAACAACUUUGAUGAUGUCAAACACACGACCCUGAGUGAAAGGGCAGCUUUAAGAGAGGCAGCAAGGUGUCUCAAGUGUGCUGAUGCUCCAUGUCAGAAGAGCUGUCCAACACAGUUAGAUAUCAAGUCGUUUAUCACUAGCAUUGCCAACAAGAACUAUUAUGGAGCAGCAAAGGCAAUCUUGAGUGAUAAUCCCCUUGGUCUGACAUGUGGUAUGGUGUGCCCUACAAGUGACCUUUGUGUUGGUGGCUGUAAUUUGUAUGCCACUGAGGAGGGACCUAUUAACAUUGGUGGCUUGCAGCAGUUUGCUACAGAGAUUUUUAAGAAGAUGAGAAUUGGACAAAUACGUGAUCCUUCAAUGGAACCUGUUGACCAGCUUCCUGAGAGUUACCACUCCAAGGUGGCAUUCAUUGGAUGUGGUCCUGCUUCAACAAGUUGUGCAACAUUUUUAGCUCGCCUUGGUUACACAAACUUGACAGUAUUUGAAAAGGAGAAUUACGUUGGUGGAUUAAGCUCUUCAGAGAUUCCGCAAUACAGGCUUCCAUAUGAUGCAGUUAAUUUUGAAGUGGAACUUAUGAAGGACCUUGGAGUCAAGAUUGAACUUGGUAAAGGCUUAGGUAAAGAUGGACUGUCUAUCAAAGCUCUCAAGGAAGCUGGGUAUGAGAGCAUCUUCAUUGGUAUUGGUCUGCCUCAGCCCAGGCUGUCACCAGUAUUUGAGGGGUUAAAUGUGCAGAAUGGCUUCUAUACGUCCAAAGACUUCCUACCAGUAGUUUCCAAGGGAAGCAAGGCUGGUAUGUGUUCCUGUAAGGCAAACCUACCAGAACUCUUUGGACAUGUGAUUGUCCUUGGAUCUGGAGACACAGCCUUUGACUGUUGCACUUCAGCUCUCCGUUGUGGAGCUCGCAAAGUAUCAGUCAUUUUCAGAAGAGGCUUCACUAAUAUCAGAGCAGUUCCAGAAGAGAUGCAACUGGCUGUCGAGGAGAAGUGUGAAUUCCUACCUUUUCUGUCGCCAAAAAAGGUUCAUGUUAAAGAUGGAAAAAUCUACGCUAUGGAGUUCAGCAAGACAGAACAGUUGGAGGAUGGUUCAUGGAUUGAAGAUGAAGAACAGACUCUAAAGAUAAAAGUAAACUUUGUCAUUUCAGCAUUUGGUUCCACUCUAGCUGCUGGUGAUGUUAUCAAUGCUAUGACACCUCUGAAGUUCAAUAAGUGGGGGCUCCCAGAGGUGGAUUCACAGACAAUGAGUACGAGUGAACCUGGAAUAUUUUGUGGUGGAGACAUUGGUGGGUUAGCUAACACGACAGUGGAAAGUGUCAAUGAUGGAAAGCAAGCUGCCUGGCAUAUUCACAAGUACUUGCAGGCACUAUACGGUCUACCAGUGCCAAAGGAGCCCUGUUUACCGAAGUUCUACACUCCUAUUGAUGAAGUGGACCUCAGUAUAGACAUAUGUGGAUUAAAGUUUGUGAAUCCAUUUGGCUUAGCAAGUGCACCUCCAACUACUACUGCUGCCAUGAUCAGAAGAGGAUUUGAAGCUGGCUGGGGAUUUGCCGUAACUAAGACUUUUGCACUCGACAAGGACGUUGUAACUAAUGUGUCACCCCGCAUAGUGCGUGGAACAACGUCAGGUCAUCUGUAUGGGCCAGGUCAAGGAGCUUUUCUGAACAUAGAACUCAUCAGUGAAAAGACAGCAGCUUAUUGGUGUCGUUCAGUGACAGAGCUCAAGAAAGAUUUUCCUGACAGGAUCGUAAUUGCCAGCAUCAUGUGUGGAUAUUCCAAGGAAGACUGGACUGAAUUGGCCAUAAUGGCCGAGGCCUCAGGAGCGGAUGCGCUAGAAUUGAACUUAUCAUGCCCACAUGGAAUGGGAGAGAGAGGCAUGGGUCUAGCUUGUGGUCAGGAUCCAGAACUAGUUCGGAACAUUUGCAGAUGGAUACGAAGUGUCAUUAAAAUUCCGUUUUUUGCAAAACUAACCCCAAAUGUUACAGAUAUCGUCAACAUUGCCAGAGCUGCCAAAGAAGGGUGUGCUGAUGGAGUGACUGCAACUAACACAGUGUCUGGCUUGAUGGGCGUGCGUCCGAACAGUGCUGCAUGGCCUGCAGUUGGAAAAGAACAAAGGACAACUUAUGGAGGCGUGUCGGGUAAUGCAAUUCGUCCCAUAGCAUUACGAGCUGUAUCUGCGAUUGGCAGAGCCCUUCCGGGUUUUCCAAUCUUAGCUACUGGGGGAGUGGAUAGUGCAGAAGCUGCGCUUCAAUUCCUUCAUUGCGGAGCAUCUGCUGUUCAGGUAUCGAGUGCUGUACAAAACCAAGAUUUCACGCUAAUUGAUGAUUAGACAACUGGAUUGAAGUGCUUGCUCUACCUUCAAACUGUAGAAGAACUCUCUACUUGGGAAGGGCAAAGUCCUCCUACACCAAAACACCAAAAAGGCAAAACUGUUCCAAAAAUAGCUGAGCUUGUUGGAAAGUCCCUUCCUAGUUUUGGACCAUUCCUGAAGGAAAGAAAUGCUGUUGUCGCAAGGUAUAAAGAAAAUAUUGACUUGCUGGGUAAAGGAUUAGAGCCCGAGGAAGUCAGGCCAGCUUUCAAACCGGACAAACCUACCAUAUUACUGAAGGAUGUAGUGGGCGCGGCUUUGGAUCGAAUUGGUUCCUAUGGUGACCUGGAUAACAGACAACAAGUUGUUGCUGUAAUUGACGAAGAUUUAUGUAUAAACUGUGGUAAAUGCUACAUGACCUGUAAUGACUGUGGCUACCAGGCCAUCACCUUUGAUGCUCAAACCCAUCUUCCGCUUGUCACUGCUGACUGUACUGGCUGUACAUUGUGCUUUUCUGUUUGCCCAGUUAUUGAUUGUAUCAAGAUGGUUCCGAGGGAAGGUCCCUACAAGCCAAGCCGUGGUGUUCCGCUGGCUGUUAUUGGAGAAGCUUGAAUCAAACUCAAUCAGCAGUCGUUCUGCUCUACUGUAGGCACUCCACAUCAAUCAUCAGACAUUUUAUCUAUCAAGUAUUUCAUCUUGAGGGAAGACUUUUGAUACUCUUUUUCUGGUCUUAAAUUUGAUAUGAUUGAUUAACUUGGGAUAGGUUGAGAAAUGGACGAGAAUUCUUGGUGUUAAGUCUGUAAUCCAUUGUGUGUUUUUGUGUGUUAGGGAAGUGGGUUUGAUCUCUCCUACUUUUUCUACAACUAUACUACUAGUGAAAACAAUACUUGUGAAUACAGUACUAGUGAAUACAAAGCUUGUGAAUACAAUACUAGUGAAUACAACAGUAAAUACAAUGCUUGUGAAUAUUGUUAGUAAAUGCAAUAAUAGUGAAUAUAAUAAAUACAAUAACGAACA